AUGAAGCCAUUCUUGCUCACCUUGUCGAACGAUGCACGUCUCUCGGGCAUAUAUUCCAUUCCUGGCAAGACCACUACAACCCCGCCGUAUCGACCCUUGAUAGUUGCAAUACAUGGAGGCACCUACAGUUCACAAUAUUUCGACACCCUCCCGGAACACUCUGCUGGAACAGUAUCCAGAGCAACUGGGGUUUCUUUCGUGGCCAUUGAUCGUCCGGGAUACAGAGACAGUUCAUCCCUGCCGUCUGUGCCGAAUGGAUCAACAUAUGCGCAAGAAGAAGGAAAGUAUUUGCAUCAAUAUAUUCUGCCCAAGAUAUGGGAGGAGUACGGCGUGCCAUCCGGCGCAAGUACGAUGGUGGUGAUGGGACAUUCACUUGGCUGUUCUCCCUGCGUUAUUGCUGCAUCCUUGCACGCUCAGGAGCCAGUAGUGCAAUAUCCAUGGGCAAGUGUAAUUCUUUCCGGUCGGGGCAUGGUGUCGGCUUUCCCCAAGUCACAAGGCGAAGAACAGCUGGCACGAGGGAGAGAGUUGGGUUACGUGGAAUUUCCUCCGGGGGCGAAGGAUUUUUUGAUGUUUGGUGACGCCCAGCUGGGACUGGCGAGUGCAGAGAUGCGUCGGGUCUCGGAGGAAAUCACACAUCGGGCGCCCUUCGGAGAAUUUGAGGACAGAAGACUUCACUGGGACAACUACUGGAAAGGAUACGCGGAGCAGGUGAAAAUGCCAGUGUUGGCAGCCAUCGGAGAGCGAGACUCGCUGUUCCACGCAUCGCAGCAGGACAUUGAGGAAUUCGGCCGGGCAUUCAGCAACUCGCCGAAAGUCGAGGCGGUGCUGGUUGCCAAUGCUCCUCACUGCUUGGAGCUGAGUUAUUGGGGACCUGCUUGGCUCUUGAGAUGUUUUGGAUUCGCGAUUGAAUGUGCCACGAGUGUAGCUUUACAGCCUGAUAGGCAGAAUUAG
Molecule: messenger RNA, 951 nt
Organism: Cladophialophora bantiana CBS 173.52
Lineage: Eukaryota; Fungi; Ascomycota; Eurotiomycetes; Chaetothyriales; Herpotrichiellaceae
Exons: 1
Coding region: 1-951 (316 amino acids)
Source: RefSeq, a predicted model, not a curated record